Messenger RNA from Cadophora gregata, 1277 nucleotides. RefSeq lists its product as uncharacterized. The transcript is spliced from 9 exons. The record is from RefSeq and is a predicted model, not a curated record. The coding region runs from base 1 to 1122 and encodes 373 amino acids. NCBI's taxonomy places the organism in Eukaryota, Fungi, Ascomycota, Leotiomycetes, Helotiales, Ploettnerulaceae.
AUGAUGGCACCACAAGGUUUGGGACAAGUGGUGUCUUGGUACAUUUGUACAUUCUUCGCAAUCGCCUUUCUCGUCGCGAGACUGGUGGUGAAGUGGUUGAGGUUCAAAGCUUUCUCACUCGAUGAUUGGUUCAUGGUGCUGGCAGGAGGAUGUCUCUUGACAGAUCUCAUCAUACCGCAGCACAUGUGGAAUCUAGGAAUGGCAGCUCUGCAGAAGGCAAGUCGAGAUGAGUUUGUCGGUAUCAUGCAGAUGAUUAUCCCUGGCUCAAUAGCUUACGUCACAUCACUGUGGGCUAUCAAAGUUGCACUGGUCAUUUUCUACAAGAAAAUCGCAGCACGGACGAGGUUGCAAGCAGUUUACAAUGUGAUUCUUGUUGUCCUGGGAGUCACAUGGGCUGUGAUUUUCUUUGACAUCAUUUUUCAAUGUUAUCCAAUAGAGAGGAAAUGGACAACGGACCCAAACAUGCUCUCAGAAGGCGUCCGCAAUCAACUACUGGAUAACUAUCCUCAGUUCGUUUACCUCCCCCCAUCUGAAAGUCCACCAGCUAAUGCAUUCUUAGUAAACAUUUUCCUUGAUGUCGUCAUCAUCGCGCUCCCAAUGUCGAUGAUCGUGAAGCUGCAAAUGCCACUGAAGCAAAAGCUUGGCGUGGGAGCUAUGUUUGCGCUCGGUAUCUUCGUCGUUAUUGCUAGCAUCAUCCGCGCAUACUACUCUAGCAAGAACGAGACAAUGUUGACUUGUACUGUGUCGAUGGUGGAGACCUCUGUUGCCAUUAUUGCCACUUGCCUACCAGCACUCCGUACCGUCCUCAUCGGUCAAGCAUCCCGUGCCGGUACGGCUUCCGGUCCUCACUACGAACUCGGCUCCUCCAAACGUACGCGUGUGCGAGCAAGUGUAGCGGCAACCCUUCGCCACGAUAACUACCUCAACACUGGACACAACAACAAUAAAACCAUCAAUGACUCCGAAGACGACCUUGUGAGGGACAUUGAGAAAAACCCGCGCGCAAGUUAUUUGAGCGACGAGGCUCCUCCAAUGCCGACCUCUCCCAUCUCUCCCAUGAUGUUGACUAGGGAAUUCAUGAUUGAUGCCGAAACCGGGAACAUGACUAUCGUCAAAUUCUAGGUCGCGAUGACAGGCAUGCGGAAGACUUAUUACCACACAUUCAUUUGGAUUUUGCGACGAGUAACGAACUUUGUACAGCUAAUUUGAAGGGGAGAGAAAAAUUUCGUUUCUGAUGAUAAGGGAGAUAUUACGAUAGUAACUACUUAAUCUAAACA